AAGCAAAGUUAAGGUGGGCCUCCGGCAAGAUUUUUGUCCGGUGACAAGCAGGGAAAGUCUUGGGGAUUUUUUUUUUCUGCUUUGGAGGCCCAGGUUCAAGACAAAUUAAAGUGGGAAACCAAUUGGAAGGAAAGACAUUUGAACCGAGUUCAGGUGCCAGGUCCUGGGAGAGAAGACCAGCCCUGUUUGAAGUCUGCAUCCACCGCUGACCAACUUGGGGGCCUGGGUUAAGGGAAGGGGGUACAGCCAGCGCAGGUGGGAGAGAAACCGAUACUGCCCCGAACAGGCCAUCAGAGAGAGCAAAAAUGAUGGAGGGCACUAGCUGUGCCCUGGGUAUUUUUAAUUGGUGAAAGCCUUUACAUGAUUUCUUCUAGCCUCACCACCAGCAGCAGAGCGGUGUCUUUGAUUGAUUAGGGGGACUUUCUGCGGAGGCCCGCAAUGAAGUUUCUCUACUUCUAAUCAAGCGAAGGGGGAACCCACUAUGCCUCCAAUCAGCCUCCUCUCCUGGUCCCUUGCUGCUGGGCGUAAAACGAUGCUCACCAAUCCCACCUAAACCAGGAGGCAAGGAGCCCAGGCUUUUGUGCACACAGGAGCUGUCACUGGCCUCCUUUUCUGCCCCCAAGACAAGAGAGGACUCUUGGAAGCCGAGAAGGGUUGCAGAAGUCUUUCUGGACUGAGCCGAGCGUGGUGAGGAGCAAAGGCCCCUGGCGGCCGGCGGGAGGCGGGAGGGGGGUGCCAAGGGCCACCAUGGGCCUGCUCAAGGGCCUCCUCCGGGCAAGGAACCUGCUGCUCGUCAUCUUCGUGCCGCUCCUGCUGCUGCCGCUGCCCGUGCUCCACCCCAGCAGCGAGGCUGCGUGUGCUUACGUGUUGAUCGUGACUGCUGUGUACUGGGUGUCCGAGGCCGUGCCUCUGGGAGCUGCAGCCCUGGUGCCUGCCUUCCUGUACCCAUUCUUCGGAGUCCUCCGAUCCAGCGAGGUGGCCGCCGAGUACUUCAAGAACACCACGCUGCUGCUGGUGGGCGUCAUCUGCGUGGCGGCUGCCGUGGAGAAGUGGAACCUGCAUAAACGCAUUGCUCUGCGCAUGGUCAUGAUGGCCGGAGCCAAGCCGGGCAUGCUGCUGCUCUGUUUCAUGUGCUGCACCACGCUGCUCUCCAUGUGGCUCUCCAACACGUCCACCACCGCCAUGGUGAUGCCCAUCGUGGAGGCCGUGCUGCAGGAGCUGGUCAGUGCCGAGGACGAGCAGCUCGUGGCUGGCAACUCCAGCGCCGAAGAGGCCGAGCCCAUCAGUCUGGAGGUAAACAACAGCCAGCCCUCUCUGGAGCUCAUCUUUGUCAAUGAAGACACAUCGACUGCAGACUUCACCUCUCUGAUGCAGAACAAGAACGUGAAUGGUGUGCCCACGGUCACCAGCCCAGUCAAAACAGCAAAUCCCCAGGGCAAGAAGCAACGCCGGUCCCAGGAAAAGCCGCUGGUCCUGAUCCCUGGCCCCAGGAACCAGGAGCUCAACAGAAAGUACAAGUCCCAGCAUGACCAGAUGGUCUGCAAGUGCCUCUCUCUGAGCAUAUCCUAUGCCGCUACCAUUGGGGGCCUGACCACCAUCAUUGGCACAUCCACCAGCCUGAUUUUCUUGGAACACUUCAACAACCAGUACCCCGCUGCAGAGGUGGUCAACUUCGGCACCUGGUUCCUCUUCAGCUUCCCCAUCUCCCUCCUCAUGCUGGUGGUCAGCUGGUUCUGGAUGCACUGGCUGUUCCUGGGCUGCAAUUUUAGAGAGACCUGCUCCCUGAGCAAGAAGAAGAAGACCAAAAGGGAAGAGGUGUCAGAGAAGAGAAUCCAAGAGGAAUAUGAAAAGCUGGGAGCCAUUAGCUACCCUGAAAUGGUAACUGGAUUUUUCUUCAUCCUGAUGACCGUGCUGUGGUUCACCCGGGAGCCUGGCUUUGUUCCUGGAUGGGAUUCUUUCUUUGAAAAGAAGGGCUACCGCACCGAUGCUACGGUCUCUGUGUUCCUCGGCUUCCUCCUCUUCCUGAUCCCAGCAAAGAAGCCCUGCUUUGGGAAGAAGAGUGACGGGCAGAACCAGGAGCCCUCACUGGGGACAGAGCCCAUCAUCACAUGGAAGGACUUCCAGAAGACCAUGCCCUGGGAGAUUGUCAUUCUGGUGGGGGGAGGCUAUGCCCUGGCUUCUGGCAGCAAGAGCUCUGGCCUCUCCACGUGGAUUGGGCACCAGAUGUUGUCUCUGAGUGGCCUCCCACCAUGGGCUGUCACCCUGUUGGCAUGCAUCCUGGUGUCCAUUGUCACCGAGUUUGUGAGCAACCCAGCCACCAUCACCAUCUUCCUGCCCAUCCUAUGCAGCCUGUCUGAAACGCUGCACAUUAAUCCACUCUACACUCUGAUCCCAGUCACCAUGUGCAUCUCCUUUGCAGUGAUGCUGCCCGUUGGCAAUCCCCCCAACGCCAUCGUCUUCAGCUACGGGCACUGCCAGAUCAAAGACAUGGUGAAAGCUGGUCUGGGGGUCAAUGUCAUUGGCUUGGUGAUCGUCAUGGUAGCCAUCAACACAUGGGGAGUUAGCCUCUUCCACUUGGACACUUUUCCAGCCUGGGCGAAGGUCAGUAACAUCACUGAUCGGGCCUAAUGUGAGUGGGCAAACGGUCCAACCGAAGGAGCUGCCAGCACCUAAUAGAA
Messenger RNA from Ailuropoda melanoleuca (giant panda), 2678 nucleotides. RefSeq names its product solute carrier family 13 member 4 (gene SLC13A4). The transcript is spliced from 16 exons. Gene Ontology annotation, cellular component: plasma membrane. Gene Ontology annotation, biological process: transmembrane transport. Gene Ontology annotation, molecular function: transmembrane transporter activity. NCBI's taxonomy places the organism in Eukaryota, Metazoa, Chordata, Mammalia, Carnivora, Ursidae. The record is from RefSeq and is a predicted model, not a curated record. Bases 748 to 2628 code for a protein of 626 amino acids.